CCGUAUGUCAAACUCCAUUAGAAAACACUUGACCGGCCUCUACAGCCAUCCUUGAACCUCUUUCUGUUUGCUAGAGUCCCUGACCAUGGCUGGCGUACAGCGGCCAUGCUGUGAUGGACGCGAACAACGUUGAACCACGAAGCAGAACGACUCGCUCUGACGAUCAUGACGAAGCUGCCGGCGGACGUACAAGAGUUUCUCGAGCCUGUACGCGGUGUCGCACAAGAAAAGAUCGAUGCGAUGGACUCCGACCUCGAUGCUCAAGCUGUGCGAACGCCGGACAGCUGUGUCUCUACGUUGCUGGAAAUAAAAAGAGAGGACUGCCUGAAGGCUAUGUGCGCGGCAUUGAGAAACUAUGGGCAUUGAUGCUACAGAAGAUCUCAGGCUUGGAUGACAGCGUACGACAAGUAAUGCUUGAGAACGAGGAUGAACUUCUUCGAAUAUGGAACCAUCCAAAGUAUGGUGACAAUCUUCAUACUGUUUGGAAAGAGUCCGGCAUACUUUCGAAUCUGGAGAGGCUGCUGUCCCAAGUUGAGCAGCGUGCGCCAGUUUUGAAGAGGAAACGAAACGAGGAAGACGACGGGUCAGGCACAGAGACCUAUGAGCAGGACAGCCGAGUAUUAACGCCAGCUUUCUGUGUCAAGAAUAUUUCAGAGCUUUCUCGAGACACUGUCUCUCGAGCCCCAAGGUCCUCUGAUAACCCGAACGUUGACAGGAUCAACCAAAUUGUAUCACCCAACCUGGCAAAUGCUCCAUUACAACUACCAAAGUCUGCUUCCACCUUGUUGCACCACUACUUUAGCUAUACGCAUUGCUGGUUUCCCAUCUUGCAUAGGUCUCUUACUCUCAGAAGGUUUUACGAGCAUACGAGGGUAUACAAUCGCAGACCUUUGGAGAACUCCGAACUUGCAUGUUUAUGGGCUAUUUGCGCCUAUUCGAAACAACAAAGAGCACAGCUAUCCUCAAACAACGACGAUAGCCCGUCCGUUGAAGAGAUGCGGUCUGCGGCACGGACUUUUAUCCCCUCCGAAGAGGGCCCAUUUACUAUUGAGCAUGUACAGGCUCUCCUAGUCAUUGUACUGCUGGAUGUCGGCCGGGGCAAAUGGACUUCCGCAUGGAUAUUGUUAGGUUUCGCAGUGAGAGCCUACCUCGAUCUUACCGGCACGCGUGGGAAUGUCGUCAACGAUACCGCAAGGGCCGGCCAGCAAAACCAAUGGACGGGCACUUUACAAGGCUGUUUUGUUCUGGAUAGCAUCCUUUCCAUGCAACUCAUGCGAACACCGCAUUUGCGGACAGAAUACCUAACAGGCGUGAAGUUUCUUGAUGAGGAUGGAAUAGAGGAAUGGGAACCAUGGAAUGCGGUGGGACCUGAGAAUGUUCCGUCUCCAGAACCUGCGUUUGCCAGAAGCUGCUUCAACCAGUUGACUCGACUUUUUAUGGUUACACCAGGUCUCAUGAAUCUCGAAGGCCAUCAAUCUAUGGCAAUCAACAGCAGCCGCGGAUUGCACGACCUCGCAGAGACAUUCCCAUUCCCCGUAUUCGAGAUUGAACCGCGGGCACCUCACCAGAUGCUUCUGCAAAUAUGCUACCUGGCACUGACAGCCAGGUUUUCGGAUCCGCGCACACGGCCUGAACGCCUGCUUCUGUUCUCACAGGCCCUGAAAGUCUUUGAUCAGGCUUGGAAUUCUGUCAAAUGUGGGCUCCCGUCCAUAUUGGUAUCCAUCUCCAAAUUGCCAUAUCUCCCUUCCGACUUAUCUAGUCCGUUUGGGUCGAUCUCGCUGUCUGAAGAUCACCGGCAAGUCUUGACCCGACUCUCGACCGUCUGGCCGGGAUUUUUUCCGAACGACAAAGAGCUUGAGGUGGGAUCUAAUCUACUCUCGCGGCCGACUACCGCAUCAAUCCAGUCAUUGAGAUCACAGCCCGGUGCCUCUGUUGACUCUCCAUUUCACAGGGCUGAUUUCUGGCCCAACGAUGUACCAGCAUUGCAGAUUGAUAUGAGUGAUGCUCCCGCAGCCAAUGCCGAUCUGGGGCCAACUACCGUGCUGGGACUUCACGAAAUUCCUUCUCUUCCUCACACAACAAACCCAGCCCCACGACUUGGGUCCGAAAUAUUAGACUACGGAUUGAUAAACGUCGACAUGACUGAGCCACUUCCCUCGACAAAUGUUGGCCGAGCCUCUGCUUCUCAACAAGCCCCCACUAUGGGAGCCAUGACUUCUCCUAGCUUCGACGGGGACGAGAUUGACGCAUUGUUUCAUGAGAUGGCGCAACUUGACGCGAAUGAAUGGUCCAUGGACAGGACGCAGAAUUUCAAGGACUUUGGGUUUUCUGACGCGUCUACAUUUGAAGCGUUUUGUAAUGAUCCUGACAGACUUAUGCUUUCGAAUGAAUAUAUGGGGCCAGGAUUGAGUCAGAGCAGCAAUCCCAUGUCGUAUGGGGCACGCGGUACAUUUGGCCCCGACCCUGAAGAGGGCUAUGGUCCUUCUGAUGCAACCCUAGGUGGUCGAUGAUCAGAAGCGACAUGAGGGAUCCAACAUAGCUAUUGCAGUGUAAAUUCAUUACUGGUUCGUUGCCGAUGGCUUACUUGUAUUCAGAAGUCACGAACACAAAGAAAGGUCAAGGAUUCGGAAACUUGAUAGUUUCAUAAUGGCUUCAAACAUUCAAUACAUGAACAAUGAGAAGAAAGAAAAAGCAAAUUCGCC
This is a messenger RNA of Exophiala oligosperma, 2702 nucleotides long. RefSeq lists its product as uncharacterized. NCBI's taxonomy places the organism in Eukaryota, Fungi, Ascomycota, Eurotiomycetes, Chaetothyriales, Herpotrichiellaceae. The record is from RefSeq and is a predicted model, not a curated record. Gene Ontology annotation, molecular function: zinc ion binding; DNA binding; DNA-binding transcription factor activity, RNA polymerase II-specific. The transcript has 2 exons. Gene Ontology annotation, biological process: positive regulation of transcription by RNA polymerase II; DNA-templated transcription. Bases 114 to 2510 code for a protein of 798 amino acids.